Drepanopeziza brunnea f. sp. 'multigermtubi' MB_m1 is the source of this 2727-nucleotide messenger RNA. NCBI's taxonomy places the organism in Eukaryota, Fungi, Ascomycota, Leotiomycetes, Helotiales, Drepanopezizaceae. The record is from RefSeq and is a predicted model, not a curated record.
AUGCCGGCACCGACGCGCAACCAGCGUAUCUUUAAUUCUGUCUUCGGUAGGGCGGAUAUUUCACAACCAACCCCCGUUGCGACCCCAGCGACUGGCUUCACAGCUCCUGGGGAGGCCUUUGGAGUGCUGCCGCCAGCGCCCGUCCAGCGAAAUACUUCAUCACUUCCCUCGAUCUAUAGUGGCUCCCUGAAUCCGAAAGGCACUGGUCCAGAUGGCCAUAUUCAGGAUCAAGUUCGCUGGGAUCGCUCCUGGCAUCUUCUUACCCGGACGCUUUCCCUCCCUGCCUUCCCCGAGAGCAGAGGCAUAUUGGAACCGCUCAAGCCCGAAAGAGAAUCCAUGGCCCCGGAUUUUUACAGUGCUCUGGAAGAUGUUCUGUACCCCGAGGUCAACGUUCCAUUUGCACGCCAGACAGAGGAUAUUAUUGCCUGGCAUGCAUCUCAAGUCCGACACCACUUUCUGCACCAAGUUCUCCCAGUCGUCUUACGUUUAAGAAGUCAUGAUACGCCAGAUGAUACGCCAGAGAGGGUUCUUCUCAAGUCUGUCAAGGUGCUGGAAACCGCUUACCGGCAAUACGUUCACGGGUUGUCGUUCAUCAAGGAGCAAAUCGAUCUUUCUUCACCGGGAACAUCGAUUCCAAUCAUGGCCAAAUUCUGGCGAGACCUUGAUGCCGUCAUCAGCAAUUCGGCGAUGGAACCUUUGUCGAAAGAUCUGAAAAAGGUCAUGAGACGAUAUGUUUUCUCGAUCCUCGGUCUUUCACGAGACCAGCCUCGCCAUGUCCCAAUGGCAAUUUCACCUGCAAGCCACGAGACGGAAAAGUCGGUUCGAGAGCUGCUUGGAUUGAUCGAGUCUUGUAAGAAGGUCGGAUUAGCCGGAGAGCGGUUCCAGGUCAUCUUCGCCGAGAUCAUGAACGACGCUACGAUGGAGUACGUGCAUGUGGCCUGCCAAGGCGUCUGGUCUUUACAGGAUUCGGGAAAACUGGUCGCUGCCGUAGGCCGCAACUCGAUUCUUCCACGGACUGCUCAUAACCUGGCUCCGUCGUGGUGCGUGACAGACCUGUGUGAGUGGAUCGAGAGUAGGCAUAGCCAGCUUACUAUUCGAGUUCUUCGUAUGAUCAAUCCCGAGGCGGAAGUUUCGUGGACAGAAAAAGAAAAAUUCAAGGAGAUGGGGAUUGGGAUGCUUGCUGAGCUUCGGACCAAGGAACUGUUUGACAUAGUUGGUAAUUGGCCCAAUAGCAACGGAGCUUUGGAAGACCUUCGAACAGCCAUCACAACCCCUCAGAGGCGUCUACGCUUAACAGAGGUUUUCUCCGAGACUCUGAAAAGCAAACUUCUGCACCCAGGCACUUCGACACUACAGAUACUGCAAACCUACAUAUCUAUGAUCUGGUCAUUCCAUUCUCUAGAUCACUCCAAGGUUCUACUGGAUCGAGUCGCUUACCCUUUGCAGCUUUAUCUUUGCUCACGGGAAGAUACGGUGCGGAUCAUCGUUACUGGAUUGCUUUCGGAUACGCAUGAUGUCCAGGGGAACCCAAUUGGCCAUGGGAGCGACAAGCUGGUGGAGCUGGCACAACUUCUUAACAGCGGCUCGGACCAGGUUGGGGCACUAGCAAACGACGAGGAGCUCGACUGGCACGACAUGGACUGGGUACCUGAUCCAGUCGAUGCCGGCCCGGGGUACAAGAGGUCUAAGAGUGCUGAUAUCAUAGGAACUCUCAUUGGAGUCCUCGGAUCUCAAGACGUCUUCAUAAAGGAGUUUCAGAAUAUUAUAGGAGAGAAUUUCUUGAGGCACGAUGUCCUCGAGCUCUUGAAAACCCGCUUUGGAGAAGCGCCGCUGCAGGCUUGUGAGGUCAUGCUCAAGGAUAUUCAAGAUUCUCAAAGAGUGGACAACUACAUCAGGAAAACACAGCAUCUGGAACCAAGUGAUAUAGAAAUAUCCGUAGCCCAACAAAAACGCGCCAGCUCCAAGUCGGAUGGGCCCAUUCACCCCGAAGGCCAACUCAAACCAUGUUUGCAUGCGAAGAUCCUGUCCAGGCUAUUUUGGCCACAGCUACAGGACGAGAGCUACGUUGUUCCGGAUUCAGUCCAGUUCCUUCUACCGAGAUACGAGCUAGGCUUUGAAGCGCUCAAAACGGCUCGCAAACUGACCUGGCUUCAUUUGUUGGGCCAGGCUACAGUUGAGCUGGAUUUGGAAGACCGUAUGAUCACCGAGGAAGUCCAUACAUGGCAGGCCUCAGUCAUCUGGGCCUUCGACAGCAUCGAGCCGGGUCUACAGAGGACUGUGCAGCAGUUGGUGACCAGCCUCAAGAUGGACGAAGCGCUAGUUCGAAGCGCGUUGAGAUUUUGGGCCGACAAGCUUGUGCUGCACGAGAUCACGCCGGGUACAUACGCCGUGCUUGAGACCCUCAACCAGGAAGAUCGUGCCCGGGCAGAUGCACAAGCUGCCGCCUCAGCGGCGACGGGUGGGAAUGACGAGAGCCAGGAUGAUACUGGGUUGGCGGCCACCGAUGCUAUAGCGAAGGAGAAGACGGGGAUGUAUUGGCAGUUUAUUCAGGGUAUGUUGACCAAUAGUGCCAAGGAGAUGCCGCUGCCGAGGAUUGCGAUGAUGUUGAAGGUGCUCAUUGUGGACGGGUUCCCGUACAGCAACGAGGAGCUGCAAGACUUCUUGGGGAGGAAAGUUGCGGAUGGGAGCUUGGAGUUGACUGGGGGGAAGUACCGCCUUAAGAAGUGA